AUGAUGACUUGGUGUCACCGUAUAUAUUCAAGAAGGAAGGGCCGAUUUUAUCAGUUGAUACACCGUGUUGAGACAUUCAUUCAUAGUUACUGGAAAACUAAUUUCAAUAAUUUAAAUAUGUUCUGGAGUGCAGUGAUUGCGCUGUCAUGUUUGGUGGCGUACGCACAUGGUCAUGGCCGAUUGGACGUACCAGCAAACAGAGCAUCUCUCUGGCGUACUGGCUUGUUCUCUGACGCACCACCCAACUACGAUGACGACGGCCUCAACUGCGGCGGAUUCUACCACCAGCAUUCUGUUAAUGGAGGACGAUGCGGUAUUUGUGGUGAUGCCUACGAUAACGCGCAGCCCCGCGCCCAUGAGUUAGGUGGAAAGUACGGCCAAGGACACAUCGUCGCUACUUACGAACAGGGCGAAGUCAUCAGCACCAAAGUUUAUAUCAGCGCUUACCAUCAGGGAUACUGGGAGUUCAGACUGUGUCUGGAUCCUAGCGACCAAACACAGGAAUGCUUCGCUAACUUCCUUCUGGAGUUAGAAGACGGGGGAACCAAAUACUAUCCGAAAGGAACUGGUUACUAUGACGUGAACUACCGCCUGCCUUCGAAUGUGGUGUGUGAGCACUGCGUGCUGCAGUGGAAGUACACGGCGGGCAACAACUGGGGCGUCUGUGCGGACGGCACGGGGGCCCUCGGCUGCGGGGACCAGGAGAACUUCUUCUCUUGCUCAGACAUCAGUAUUAAAGGAAGUGAAAGUAUUCCUUUAGACGUACCAAUUGUUAAUUUAAACGAUAUCCUGAGACUGCUAAUAUUGACGAAUCAGAUACAGGACGUCCGUCCGUCCUACAGCUACAGUUCAUCGCGAAAGAAAUAUAUGAACCGACACAAACGGAAGAAACUAAACAAGAAGACGAAGCUGAAGGCAAAACGAGGGCAUAAAAAGUUUACAUAUCAUCGGUAG
Molecule: messenger RNA, 954 nt
Organism: Spodoptera littoralis (African cotton leafworm)
Lineage: Eukaryota; Metazoa; Arthropoda; Insecta; Lepidoptera; Noctuidae
Source: the annotation of a GenBank genome assembly